AUGACUUUUGCAUCUAAACAUCAGUUUAGAGAGGUUGUGCAAAAUUAUGCUUUCAAUAAUGGCAAAGAGAUUAAAACUCUGAAAAAUGACAAGGAGAGGGUGAUUGUUAAAUGUACACAGGAGGGGUGUCCUUGGAGAAUAGGGUUGAGGAAAGUACUUGGUUCAAUGUCAUGGAGGAUUUUGAAUAUGACAGAUGAACAUGAAGGGUGUUCUUGGGUAUGGGAAAAUGGUAUGGUUAAGUCUUCUGUGGUGGCUAAAAGGUGGUCAACUCAAUUGCAAGACUAUCCUAAUUGGUUGAUGAGGAAGUUCAAGGACAAGGUGUGCAGUCAGGAGGGUUUUUAUGUUAGCAAUUCACAAGCCUAUAGGGCUAUUUGGAAGGCAAAGAAGCUAAGGCAAGGUAAAGUGGAAGAUACAUUUAAGAAGAUAUGGAGUUAUAAGGCAGAAAUAGAAAGAACAAACCCCAAGACAACCUGUCCUGUGAAACUCAGUGACUUAAGUGAUGAAAGUGGCAAUUCCAGGUUUUUGAGAAUUAUAUUUCCACUUGCAUAUGCUAUUGUGGAAGGGGAGAAAAAGGAAUCUUGGACAUGGUUUCUAGAACUUCUGAAAACUGAUUUGGAAAUAAAUAGAGGUGUUGAGGAUGAAUAUUGCUUCAUUAGUGAUAAACAGAAAGGGUUGAUUCCUGCAUUUGAGAGUGAGCUACCUGGUGUGGAGAAUAGAUUCUGUGUGAGGAACCUUCAUGCAAAUAUGAAGGUUGCAGGUUUCCAAGGAAAGGCCCUUAAGGACUGCCUGUGGGCUUGUGCUAGGGCAACCACUUUGAAUGCAUUCAAUGUUGAGUUAAGUAAACUUAGGGGCUUAGAUGAAGAUGCAUACCAAUGGCUUGGUGAUAAGAGUCCAACAGAGUGGUCUAGAUCUCACUUUUCUACACACUCUCACUGUGACAUGUUGGUUAAUAACAUCUGUGAGUCAUGGAAUGGAUCUAUAAGGGAUGCAAGGGACAAACCAAUUAUUGAAUGUCUUGAAACACUUAGGAAAAUGUUGAUGGGCAAAUUCUUUGAGAAAAAACAAAAAGCAGUAGAGUGGAAAGCCUUGCUAUGUCCUGCAAUUGUGAGAAAGCUGAAGAAAAUUGAGAAGGAUGCAGCAAAAUACCUUGCAACACAAUGUGAUUUCCAUAAGUUUGAAGUAAGCCAUUUAUAUGGGGAUCAACAAGAGGUUGAUCUGGAGGCAAAAAAGUGUUCUUGUAGGGUUUGGGACCUAACUGGCAUUCCAUGCAAACAUGCCAUUUGUGCUAUAUGGAAAAAGUAUGGAAAGGGUUCAGUUACUGACUUUGUUCAUCCCUGCUACUCCAAAGAGACAUACUUGAAGGUAUAUGCUGGUUGUAUUAACCCUAUGACAGGUCCAGAUGAAUGGCCACAAUGUGACAGAACCCCACCAUUGCCUCCUUUGUAUACUGCCAAGGUUGGGAGGCCCAAAAAGCUAAGGGCAAGGUCAGCUGGUGAAUUGACAAUAGAUGGAAAUUGA
This is a messenger RNA of Ipomoea nil (Japanese morning glory), 1518 nucleotides long. RefSeq lists its product as uncharacterized. The coding region runs from base 1 to 1518 and encodes 505 amino acids. The record is from RefSeq and is a predicted model, not a curated record. Gene Ontology annotation, molecular function: zinc ion binding. Lineage: Eukaryota; Viridiplantae; Streptophyta; Magnoliopsida; Solanales; Convolvulaceae. The transcript has 4 exons.